Molecule: messenger RNA, 1393 nt
Organism: Suillus paluster
Lineage: Eukaryota; Fungi; Basidiomycota; Agaricomycetes; Boletales; Suillaceae
Exons: 18
Coding region: 308-1276 (322 amino acids)
Source: RefSeq, a predicted model, not a curated record
ACGUAGUGAUUAUUAUUAAUGCUAGCUACCGCCUCCCGGCUCAAUCUGUCACCGGCAGAGAUUGGAGGACAUCCGCUCUGAGUCCGCUCGCUGAUUAACAACUGUUGACAGGUGCUGACAUAUUGUCACAAGAAUAGGUUGCUUAAUGUUCCAUCCAUGGACUUAGCAUCUUCUCUUUGCAGUAUUAGCGGUGCAGGAGCGAUGCUGGGAGAUAUCACUCAAAAGCUUGCCGUAUUGUUACUGCCCUCCUUCCUGUGAUCCUAAUCUAUAUCUCAUCAAGCAUAGAAUCAGUCAAUUACUGCACUCCAUGAGCCAGGCAACAUACACUUUCACCAGCGGAAGCAUGGCUUCCCUGAUGACCGGUCUUGGUAUAUCAUCUAUAGUUUUCUUCAUUUUGACUGCGCAAGUCUGGAUCUACUUCCGACAACACCCAAUUCGGUCUCGAGAAAACAGACAGAGUAAAAUUCUCGUUGCCUUCAUCUGGUUAAUACAAGCUGCUCAGAUGGGAAUUACUUCUCGAAUCUCGUCCUUUCAUACGAUGGAGUUCGAGGACUUCCCCCGUUUCAUUGGCCAUUUUUCGAUAGAAUGGGCGCUGUAUUCUGGAAUACGCUCCUUGACUACUUCCCUUGUACAUGGCGUUUUCAUCUAUAGGGUUGUUAGACUUGAGAAGAGUCUAUGUGGUAAACGGAAAAUGUCAUGUGUUCUAAUUGCGUUGUGUGUCGCCGAGCAAGCCUUCGGUCUUCUCACUGCUAUCUGCAUCUUCAAACUAAGUAAUCAUACUUACUACACAGUGAUUCCUUGGUCUACCCUAGUUACGCUUGGUUGUUCAGCAAUCUGUGAUAUUCUUAUCGCUAGUACUUUGUCCUAUAUUCUCCACAGGAAUAGAACUACAUCGCCAAGAACUAACCAAGUGAUAACGAAACUCAUAAUCUUCUGCUUACAGACGGGCUUGAUUACAACCGUGGCGGCGUCCAUCGCCAUAGGAAUUUGGGUAGCUUGCCGCCUCGAAAUCAACCAUCUAUAUAUGUGUUUUCCGAUGGGAGGCUUAUAUGCUACAUGUCUUCUCGCCAACUUCAUUGCUCGGGAAUCCUACCUGCAGCCGCAGACAGACCACGAACCUGAGAUUUCCAAAAUCAGUUUUGCACGUUUCAAACAGGAGGUUCGUGUGGACUUGGAUUUACAUUCGUCGUCAGAUAUGACAUCUGGGCAUCAGAAGACAUUGGUAAUAGGAAGGGGAGGUUCCGACUCUAUUCUAUCGAAAGUGUCCUCAAAAUAAGUCAGGUUUUGAUUUGGUGUUACUUGCAUCUAUACAUAAUACACUAUAUAACAUCACGUCAAAGUGGUUAUAGCUCUUAAUCCUACAUUACUGAAAUAAAAAAGCCUCCCCCUUGUU